UGACUUUACAGAAUCCGGGACCUUAACUAGGCGUGUUAAUUAGGCCUGACCCGGAUGUUUACACAGCAACGGCUACGGUAAAAACAGCGUUGUUGCUCGUGUGCAAGUAUGUUGGCACGCGAUCCAAAGAGACGAUUCAGAAUAAAGUUGAGGCUUCCUACUGACGAUAUCGUAGAAAUGACGAGUCUGUCUCCAAACACAAGCGUUUUCUCCGUGAAGUUGAGUAUAGAAAAAGAGUUUGGUGUUCCAUGCUUCUUGCAGCGACUCAGUUAUUUGGAUUCAGUGGAUUUGUCAGAAACGUCAAAUCUCCAACAGAACGAUGUGGUGUCUGGUGGUACAAUACGCCUUAGAACAUGGAAUAAUUGGCAUUCUCUCGUGUGUGCUGCUCUGACGGGUGACAUAAGAGACUUACUAAAUUGUGGAGGUGAACUGGAAACAACUGAUUGGGAUAAGAAGAGAAUCUGGACUUUGUUGUAUUUAGCAGCAUUUUAUGGACGAUUUGAGGUCGUGCUUCAGGUAAUUGAGAAUCGCUCUGUUAAUGUGAACAAGAUUAGUCAGUCAGGGAGAACAGCUUUGCAUGCAGCUGCUUAUAGAGGAAAUUGGAAAUGUCUUUGUGCUUUGUUGGAGAAGGGAGCCGAUAUCACAAUAACUGAUAAUGAUGGAUAUACAGCACUUGAUCUGGCAAAAAUUGGCUCCAGUGAAACGUGUAAAGAUUGUGAAAAGAGUCUGACUUUCUGUUCUUGGAAUCUGCAGAAGAAUAAAAUGAUCAGGAGAAACAAAUACAAUAAACUAUCACAGAAAAUACUUCGUUAUGAAGGCGAAAGGCAAGCUCAUCUGUUUGCUGACUCAACACUGCAAACAUGGUACACAGGAGAAUAUGCCCAAAUGUACGUGUCGCAAACUCCGAAUCCAGUUUCUCUGCCAUCGAAGAAAAAACCAGUUUGGAUGAAGCGAGCAGGCAGUUCUUUACCACCAUUGAAAUGUGAUUCACAGCCUACUACUACUCAAUCAACAUUAUCACAAACAGAAUCAGCUACAAGUCCAAGAGCAUCUCGUAGUUCAGAUAGAGAUAUGGAAUCAGGACUAGAUGAUAGUGAUAAUGAACAGAAGCAAAUGGGUGAUCAAGAGUGGUUUGAUCCAGUGAGAGCCAGAGAGAUAGUUCCAACUGGUCCUGAUCUUAUUGCAUACAGUGAAAAGGGGUUGCGUCGACGUCUUCACAUACGGGCUCGUGUUAUUCCAAGCCCUUCUUCACUUCAACCACCUAGACGAAUGCCAUCAUCUUGUAAAUUUGAAAAGAGGAGGGGUACAGAUUCGAGAACAGAUUCUAGAAGUAGCGUUUCUGAUGGUCUUGACUUCAGGACAUGGCUAUCUCGCAAAGAAGAGGAAUUGACAAAAGAGAAUGAAGAGUCCAAAGAGCGAGAGAAACGAAAGAGGGAAACUAUGGAAACCGAAAAGAGAAGAAGACAAUACGAAGCCCAUGAAGCCUUCACAAGAUGGUUAGAAAACAAGAAGACUCAACCCACACCAUCGAAGCCCCAUGAAGAGGCCAGAGGACGCAACAGAACGAGACAUUUAGCAUCGGCUGUGCGGUAGUAUGUCACUGUCAUGUAGAUGUCAUCGAUAUACGUCAAUAGUGUGAGAAUGAUGUGCAAUUCUCGCGCUCCCGCGUGUCGUUCACGAGACCAACCGUCAGUUUCGUCC
Messenger RNA from Corticium candelabrum, 1701 nucleotides. RefSeq lists its product as uncharacterized. Lineage: Eukaryota; Metazoa; Porifera; Homoscleromorpha; Homosclerophorida; Plakinidae. The transcript has 2 exons. Gene Ontology annotation, molecular function: protein binding. The coding region runs from base 109 to 1593 and encodes 494 amino acids. The record is from RefSeq and is a predicted model, not a curated record.